This is a messenger RNA of Stylonychia lemnae, 1824 nucleotides long. Lineage: Eukaryota; Ciliophora; Spirotrichea; Sporadotrichida; Oxytrichidae. The record is from the annotation of a GenBank genome assembly.
AUGCAAGGUGGCAAUUUAGGCUUAGGCAAUCACGGUUCAAAGACGAUGCCAGGAUACUCACCAUUCAGGCCUCCAAACGAUGAAGAGGUGUUUAUUACGAGAGAGACCGAAAAGUAAAAGCGUAAAGAAGCCAAGGAGAAGGCCAAAAAUCUUAAGAUUUGGGAUAAAAAGACUGCAACAUCCAGAGUUCCACUUAGAAAGGUAAAGGACUCAGACAUUGCACCAGCCUAAAUCGAGGAGAAUCUGUAUAAUUUCAACUCAACGUAGAGAGGUUACAUUUCAGCUGCAAUGCACAUAGCCAAGUCGAGAGUUCAAUUCCCAAGAGAAUAACGCCCACAAAACAUUAAUGAGUUUGUAGACUAGAAAAAGGAGAUGUUCUUGGUAGAGCUUUCUAACACAACAAUAAAGAAGGAGAUUGAGGAACUGGAUCAUAAGAGCAAGAGAAAAGCAAUUGCAUUGAAGGACUCAAGCAACUAACUUGAAAACGAUCACAUUAAGUUGAUGAAGUUUAUUGAGUAGGAUAACAUCACUACCCAGGAUAAAGAAAAAGAGGCGGAAAAGAUGGUAGCUUUGAGGAAGAAAAAGGAGGCUAAGAUCAAGAAAAUAGAUACUAGAAUUGCAAAUCUCAAGAGUGAGAUCGAGAAGAACAAGGACGUACUGACUGGGCUAGAGGCUCACAAGGAAUUCUUGUUGGAGUUGUCUCACAUUAACUGGAUAAAUGAUCAGGAAAAAGCAAAGAAAGCAAAGAGAGAUAAGAUCAAGAAGGAGUGGAUCGAAUUUCAUAAAAAGGACAGAAGAGAUGAUCAUCUGAUUUUUAGAGAUAAUGACGAUGAGCUCUUUACUGAGACCGGAAAAGGAGGUGCCUCAGCUAUUGGUGACAUGGCAACUACCUAAAAAUCUGAUAAUCAAGGUGGCAUGCAUAAAUAAUCUAAGAAAGGUCAGCAGAUUCAAUAACUUAAGAGAGAAACGAUGACUGAUAAGGACUGGGAAGCCAAGUUUGAAAUGCUUUUCAAAGAAGACUUGAUUGAUCUGCCAGAAGACUUCUUCGAUGAAGAGCUGUUUUACACAGACCCCAAUGACCUUAACAAUAUUUUCAGUGAACUAGAGGAGAAAAAUCUCUACUUGAUUCACAUGUCUUAGGAAGUAGAGCAGUCUCUUGAGACCUAGAAGCAGCAAUACUAGAUGCUGCAGGAGAAACUAGGAAAGGAAAUGGAGAUUCAUACCAAGAACAAAAGAAACUUGGAGGAGUAGAUAAAUGAAAGCAAUAAAAACUUGUAUGAGCUCAAAAAGAGAAGCUCAGUUAACACUCUUAGCAAUCAGCAAUAAUCAGAAAAAGACAAGGAUAAGAACAAGGAUGCGGAGGUUGAUGUGAAUAUUGAGGAGUUACUGCACGAUCUCAAGAAGGAUAUCCACAAAGUAUAUAAAAACACUAUUGAUCCUCAUGCUGAUCUCCACGCUAAGUUGACUUUAGACAUCUUAACCGAAGUGGAAAUCACUCUAGAAACAUACAUGAGAAACAUCGACUACAUGGAGAAGGAAGAUGGCGUUGAAGUGAACAAGAUAGAGAAGAGCUUGAAGGGAGACUACAAGAGAGAGCAACGUGAGAAGAAUGCCAACAAAGAGAAGGAAAUGAUAAACAAGAAGAACUCAGAGUUGAAGGCUCGUAUGGACAGAGUUUACGAAAAGGUCGGCAGAGUUGCCAUGCCAAGAUCCAUGAAAAAGAAGGUAAAGAGAGAGAAAGCUGAAGUUAAGGUAGAUGAGCACACUCUAGAUAGACUAAGAUAUCUAGGACAACUUGACCCCGUUGACCAAUAGAAUAAAUGA